This is a messenger RNA of Durotheca rogersii, 1604 nucleotides long. RefSeq lists its product as uncharacterized. The record is from RefSeq and is a predicted model, not a curated record. The coding region runs from base 140 to 1183 and encodes 347 amino acids. The transcript is spliced from 2 exons. Lineage: Eukaryota; Fungi; Ascomycota; Sordariomycetes; Xylariales; Xylariaceae.
CACUGCUGGCACGGGAGAUUCUGGUAGCGGCGGCGGCAGCUGCGGAUGCAAGCUCAACAAGCAGCAGCCAGGCUGCGUGCCCAUUCCGCUGGGGACAUGCGAGUUCAUAUUACGACUCAGUAAUCCAGAUGCCGAGGACAUGCACCAAGAGACGCGAGUACAGAACGAAGUCGCUAUCCUUACACUAGCCUCGGCGGCACUCCGCCACAUCAAGCCCAGCGUAGUCCCCCGCGUCUUCGGCUGGGGUGGCGCUACGGACGAGAAUUUGGGCUGGGUCCUGCAAGAAAUGAUGCCCGGUGUGCCGCUGUCCCUGGCGUGCAGGGGAACUACGUUCCAAAAGCAGGAGAAUGGAAUCCUGGCCCAGAUGGCGCGAAUACUUAAGGCUCUGCAGGACUACCCACUUCCCGAGAGUAUCGAGGGCUGGGGAGGUGUGACCUUUGAUGACAGUGGCACCAUUGUCAGCGCAUCAGUAAGUUACGUCGGUGCCGGACCGUGGUCUUCUCUUGAGGACUGUUACCGAAGCCGUCUGCGACUGGCACUCGCUAGGGCCGAUAAGAAUAUAUACCUACAGGGUUGGUACGCCAACGGCGUCAGACAACGUAUCGAUAAUUUCAUCGAGCAUGGACUAACGGCACAGUUCUCCAACUUAACGUCGAAGCAAGAUAGGGUCAUAAUACACGCAGAUUUUACUUUCGACAAUCUACUCUGGGACCCUACUACGGGCCGUAUUACGGCGCUCCUCGAUUAUGACUUCAGUAGUAUCCUACACCCUGCGUACGAAUUCUUUCGCUCCUUCGCUAGUAACGGAGGCCAGAUGACUGGCUGGCUAGGCGAUACCACUCCGGAGGAGAAGGAGAUGGCCGCGCUUCGCCACGCUAAACUUUCUGGCUGCUUUCCCUCGCCUCUUCCAGCUCCGGUUGCGACCGCGAACGGCCCAGGGGUCGACUGGGAACUGGCACAGGCGUGGGAAGACCAGUUGCAGAAACUGGAUGUGAAACGACCUAGUACGAUCCAGGGGAUCGAUAAGUUUGCAGAUGUCGAUGGGGUGCUGGGCUCUCUGUUACCCUGGAGAUUAACGAAUGAUGAUUUUUUGAGAAUGAACCAGGAUGAGGAUCAGAGAUUGGCGCUGAGAAGAAUGGGUGAGAGAGAGCUUGUGAGCUUGCUAGAUCACCUGGGCUUCUAGGCUAGAGCAACUCCUAUUUGAAGAGGAAGACAGGGCGGCAAGAGAAGCCCCGCGGGUUUUGGCAUUGUUAUGCCUAGAUGGCUGAGAGGAAGCGCCGGGGUUGAAGCUCUAUGGCCUCAGGUGGUGGAAGUUGGGGGACAACGAGGAGGAGGGACGAACCCCCCCCUCUCCCAACCCCCUUCCCCACCCUCCUUCAGCAAGACAAGGGAAAACAACUAAAUACGACAAGACUCCAUUGAUCAGACCCGUUACUGAUAACUCAGACGAAGACAAACAUGCAAGAAGUCUGACCAUUGAUCAACAACCUACUAGCUCCAUAGACACAAAAAUGUUGUAAGCAACAAGGUAGACCGCAACAGGACAGGACAUCCGGGUUCCGACUGGCCGACUUCGGCCCUCGCCCGUUCAGCUAGAUUCGCUU